Naegleria gruberi is the source of this 2167-nucleotide messenger RNA. RefSeq lists its product as uncharacterized. The record is from RefSeq and is a predicted model, not a curated record. Gene Ontology annotation, molecular function: GTPase activator activity; small GTPase binding. Bases 1127 to 2167 code for a protein of 346 amino acids. Gene Ontology annotation, biological process: activation of GTPase activity; nucleocytoplasmic transport. The transcript has a single exon. Lineage: Eukaryota; Heterolobosea; Eutetramitea; Acrasida; Naegleriidae. Gene Ontology annotation, cellular component: perinuclear region of cytoplasm; nucleus; cytosol.
GGCAAUAAUCAAACCACUUCUCACAGAUCCCUUCCUACCGAGCAUGCAUCUUUCUCCAAUUCUUCUCGCGAAUAUGCCAAUCAAUACAUAAUGAUCGCAGGUGGUCCAUCAGUAGUAAUUUAUCAAGGCUUGGUUGAUCAAAUAAUUUCUAUCGAAAAUCGAAUAGAAAAUGCUGCUAAUUAUGAGAAGGUAAAGAGUGAAUGUCUGAAAGGUAUUCAGCAACGUUUGGUGAAAUAUUUCCCUGUUCAUUUUCAUGAUACAGUUUCGGAAAAGAUAGAAGAACAAUUGGUUGACCUGUGGCAUAGCCCCAAUUUUAAAGAGGAAUACUUUGCGAAUAGAUUCCAGGUAGAUCCAUACUUGGUCUUGCCAACUGUAUUUAAUAAUUUGGAGAGAGGAAUCAAAUUUAAUUUGAAAAGAACUUGCUUGUUCCAACCAGCAGGUAGACAAUAUUAUUUCACAACAUGCUAUUCGAAAACAACUGAUAAUUUUCCACACAGCCGUAAUCAAAAGUUGACAUUUGAAUUAUUUGCUAAUUGUUUUUCUGCUGAUACUUGGGCUGAUGUAGUUGGAGCAUCAUUUUCUCUAUCUGACUAUGAUAACAAUCAAUAUUUAGAUGAAUUUUAUCAAGUGUGUAGAAGAUUGUCUGGAUUUUCUACAUACAGAAUGAUUUUAAUAUUUACUCAUCUUGAUGUUCUCAAUGAAAAGAUAAAGUUGGGACUAAUUAACUAUGGAGGAGAUAAAGAUAUAGAAAUUCGAAAAGAAUUCAAUCAUAUUCCAAAAGAAUGUGCUCUCAUCAUUGAAUAUCUCAUCAAAGAAGCCAAAAAAAAUAUAGAAAUGAAUCCAAGCCAUGACUUUCCCAAUAGGACAUUGGAAUACCACAUUGUAAAUACAUCAAGUGACAGUGAUAUGAAAGAAUUAUUGGAUUGUAUUUGUAUUGGAGCAAAUUCUAAGAGAAAAUGCUUCAUAUCCUCUAAAAUUGAAAUGCCACCUUUCUCAUAUCCUAACACCAGAUUCAAGAGCAACAUGCACAGAACCUCAGAACUAAAUCAGUUUUGUGAUAUUGCAAUAUUGCUAAAUUGACUUUAGUUUUCCAUUUCCUAAAGGUCAGAACUCUUCAAAAUAAAAAAUGAGCCAACAAGAAAAGGAGGAAACAGUGGCACCAACCAAAGAAGAAUCACCACAGCCAGUUUUUCCCGAUGAUGUGAUAUUUGAAAUUAUUUCCUUCAAUAAUGAUUUUAAAUUUACAGUAAGGAGUUGUGCGUUGGUUUCUUCACAGUGGUUUAAUGUCAUUUUGGAAAGAUCAAAACUUUCACUCACACACAACAGUAAAAAGAAAAUUAAUGGCCAAUUUUUACAGCGUAUUGUAGCUGUCAAUGGGAUGAAAAAAUGUGAUUGUAUUCCAUUUCUUGAUCAAGUAUUUGAUCUCAAGAACUUGACUACCCUUGACGUUAAUUGUAUGAAAAUUAAAGAUGAAGGAGUAAAGAUAAUAAGUGAAAUGAAACAGUUGACCAAUCUUAAUGUAGGCAGCAGUGGUAUUAGUGUUGAGGGAGUCAAAUAUAUCAGCGGCAUGAAUCAAUUAACUAAUCUCAAUAUAAGCCGCAAUAAUAUACGAGCAGAAGGAGCCCGUUACGUUAGUGAAAUGAAACUAUUAACCAAUCUUAAUAUUUAUUUAAACGGUAUUAGAGCAGAAGGUACCAAAUACAUCAGUGAAAUGAAAGAAUUGACUUGUCUUAAUAUAAUGAGUAAUGCAAUUCACGAUAAAGGCGCAGAACACCUUCGUCAAAUGCCUAAAUUGAAUACACUCAAUAUUAAUUCAAAUAGUAUCAGUGUAGAAGGAGCCAAAUUUAUUAGUGAAAUACAGUCAUUAACUAAUCUUGAUAUUGGUUUCAAUACUAUUGGAGAUGACGGUGUCAAAUUUAUAAGCAAAAUGGAAAAACUAACAAAACUUUAUACAAUGUACAUUAAUAUUGGAGAAAAAGGAGCCAAACACAUUAGUGAAAUGGAACAAUUAACUAGUCUCAAUAUUAAUUCGAAUAAUGUAGGAACAGAAGGAGCAAAGUACUUAUGUGAAAUGAAACAUUUAACAUAUAUGAAUAUUUGCAACAACAAUGUAGACAAACAAUCCCAAUUUAUCAAAGAUGCUACAGUCUGUUUCAUCCAAUGCUGA